AUGAGAUUGUUCAGUCCUUCCGUCGCCAUGAUGGCAUUGUCCGUCCAGUUUGCAUCGGCCCUCGCCCCGGGACUCAGCAUCGCGCUGUCUCUAGACCGGGCGACCCAGGGAAUCAGCAUUUCGACCGAUGGACGGCGGUUCCUGACGCAGCGAUACUCUACGACGGACGCCCCUCAAGCCGUCGAGCUUCUCAGCAAUGGCACGGUCAGUCUCUAUCCCGACGCCACCUGGAACUCUUGGACCUCGAACACGACCUUGGACCCCAGAAAGGCCUUCGUAAGCAUUGAUGGUGCUCGUAUCGGCCCCGACGGGCGAUUCUGGGUUGUCGACGGCGGCACCACCGGCUCUGACCGUAGGCUUGUCAACGGAUCCAGCAAGCUCGUGGGGGUCAACCUCGAAACCGAUCUCGUCGACAAGGUCUACUACCUGGACAACCUCACCGACAUCGGCAGCGUCAUCGAUGACGUCCGAUUCAACGGUGACUACGCCUACCUCAGCGACACUGCAGGUGCGCUUGUGGUGAUGGACCUAACCACCGGCGAGGGCAAACGGGUUCUUGUGAACCACAGUUCCGCGCUCGCGUGGUUCCCGAUGGCCUACAAUGGGAGCUUGGUCCCGGGAUAUCAAGGCGAUGGCAGCACGCUGUCAGUCGGCCUCGACCAGAUCGAGGUGUCGCCCGACGGUGUCUAUCUCUACUACCAACCUUGCAACGGCGGCAUGUACCGCAUCAAGACUGAAUACGUCAACGGAGCUUUGACAAACAACACACUGGCAGCGAGCCUGGGCGACUACACCGAGCCGUUUGCUCUCACCCCCAGCACUGGAGGUUCGACGAUUGACAGCGAGGGAAACAUUUACGUCAGCGACACGAACCUUCUCGCCAUCUGGAAGGUCAAGCCAGAUGGGUCGUCGUCGAUCCUCGUCCAAGACGAUGCGUUGAUCUGGACCGACUUGAUGUGGGUGGAUGCGGACAAGAACCUCUGGCUGCCUGCCUCUCAGAUGCGACCCGGCGCGGACGGAUUGAUGGCUGAAGGGCCAAACUACAUAUUCACUUACCCCAUCGACGCUGGCCCAUCUCCCAUUGACCACGCGUAG
Molecule: messenger RNA, 1095 nt
Organism: Colletotrichum destructivum
Lineage: Eukaryota; Fungi; Ascomycota; Sordariomycetes; Glomerellales; Glomerellaceae
Product: Putative major royal jelly protein/protein yellow
Exons: 1
Coding region: 1-1095 (364 amino acids)
Source: RefSeq, a predicted model, not a curated record